Phasianus colchicus (ring-necked pheasant) is the source of this 1792-nucleotide messenger RNA. It is a transcript of the gene IL10, whose product is annotated as interleukin 10. Gene Ontology annotation, biological process: immune response. NCBI's taxonomy places the organism in Eukaryota, Metazoa, Chordata, Aves, Galliformes, Phasianidae. Gene Ontology annotation, molecular function: cytokine activity. The record is from RefSeq and is a predicted model, not a curated record. Gene Ontology annotation, cellular component: extracellular region.
CUUCGCUUUCUCUUUCUUGGAUAACAGCCUUAUCUCCAAAAGGAAACAAGUAUAAAAUUAUGUAGAAAGAGAGCGUGAAAGAAAGGAAAACGGAAGAAAGAGAGACGUCAGUGGAGUUAUCUUCAGCACUGCAAUGGUCACUUUUAUCAGUGGGGAGGAGAGCACACCCGGUUCAUGGAGCUGGUGCUGGGGGCUCGGCUGGGGCUGUUGUCCAUUUCUUGGAAACAAAAUUGCAUCCAAGAACAAGAAAGAAAAGGUUUCGUGUUCAGCUUGGACAUGUGAGCAGCGCACAUCAAUGUGCAAAUAGUGGGUCCCACGAUAAAAUGCAAUAAAAGUCAGCAUGUGCUGCUAGGAAACACUUUAAGAAAGUGAUAGUUGCAGGAAAGCAUGCAGAACUGACACCAGGAGCCCAAGUCCCCAUCGUGUCUCCAUGUGCUGUGACCAUGGUAAUGCCUGGGUAAAACAUCAGCUGAGGGCUGGAGCAUUCACACUGACUUUGUUUUAACUCCAUUAAAAAGAAGAAAAAAAAAGAAAGAUUUAGAGUGUUGCAUACUUGCAACACACAGUGCUAAAGGAGGUGACAGUGUUUGAGCAGGUUGGGUAAGAGCAGUGCUGGAGUGAGGAGCACCUGGACAGGUUCAAUGAAUGCAGUGCUGCUGGGUGAUGCUCAGUACUGGGGAUCAGAGGUGACAACCUGUAGAGAGACUUAAAUAUAGAAACACUUUUUCCCCCGAGAGCAGAGCAUUCUUCUAAAAAUAAAAAAGUGGCUGUGAAAUGCAGAUGUAAGCUCACACAGCACCUUUCCUUCUUCGCUUUGUAUCUGACGCCUCAUUUAAAUUUACAAGAAGCAAGCAAUAGAAAAAAAAUGCAGAGUCUAAGCACAAAAGAUUUGAUGGGUAGUGAGGAGGGGAGGGGGGUCAAGAGAACAGGAAACCCAAAGUUGACGGGAAACCCAAGUGACAUUUGGGUUUAUUGAGUGAGUGACUUAUACCCUUAAUAUCACUCGUCAGGAAGCGGGGAAAGGAAACUGAGAUGCUUUGAGAGUAUAAAUGAGGGGCUCCAUCAAGGUGAAGUCUGCAGAGCUGUGCUUUGCCCUCCAGUGGCAUCCAACCAAAGGCAGCAGCAGAAUAAAGGAUAAAAACCCCAGGAUGCAGACCUGCUGCCAGGCCCUGCUGCUGCUGCUGCUUGCUGCUUGCACCCUGCCUGCCCACUGCUUGGAGCCCACCUGCCUGCACUUCUCCGAGCUGCUGCCCGUCUGGCUGCGGGAGCUGAGGGUGAAGUUUGAGGAAAUUAAGGACUAUUUUCAAUCCAGAGAUGAUGAACUUAGCGUCCAACUGCUCAGCUCUGAACUGCUGGAUGAAUUUAAGGGGAACUUUGGCUGCCAGUCAGUGUCAGAGAUGCUGCACUUCUACAUAGAUGAUGUCCUGCCCCGCGCCAUGAAGACCAGCACCAGCCAUCAGCAGAGCAUGACUGACCUGGGCGACAUGCUGCUGAGCCUGAAGAUGACGAUGAGACGUUGUCACCACUUCUUCACCUGCGAGAAGAGGGGCAAAGCCAUCAAGCAGAUCAAGGAGACGUUCGAGAAGAUGGAUGAGAGCGGGAUCUACAAAGCCAUGGGGGAGUUCGACAUCUUCAUCAACUACAUCGAGGAGUACCUGCUGAUGAGGAGGAGGAAGUGAGCACACACAGCCCAGCCCCGUGGUGUUACGAAGCGCACCGUGCUGUGCUGGGGUUCAGCCCAAGGCUUACAGCCCAGUGGCAGCUUAACGUUCAUUUUUCUAUUUAAAAGUCG